Molecule: messenger RNA, 1004 nt
Organism: Lathyrus oleraceus (garden pea)
Lineage: Eukaryota; Viridiplantae; Streptophyta; Magnoliopsida; Fabales; Fabaceae
Product: caltractin
Exons: 7
Coding region: 330-842 (170 amino acids)
Cellular component (GO): myosin II complex
Molecular function (GO): calcium ion binding
Source: RefSeq, a predicted model, not a curated record
AUUUUCUGCCUUCACCUUAAACCGAGUUUUAAUCGCAUCUUCCUCAAAUUAAAUCGAAUUUUUUCCAUUACAGUCGAGUUCAGCGGAGUUGAAUUUAUUUGUCAUGCCUAAGUAAUUAUCAAUCGUUAUGAUAAAAUAUUGAAAAUUCGAUUGAUUUUUAAGAACUUUGCAAUCAAUAAAUCCAUAAAUUAUUGAGAAAAAAAACGGUACGUAUUAGUUUAUCUUAAUUUCAAAUCUGCAAAUUCGGUCAUCUUGUUCAUCGCGCUUCUGUGAAUCUAAGACUCCAUUUUCACUGUUCCAAUCGAAUCGGUGCCCUAACUCAAACCACGAUGUCAUCUAUACUGAGAGGGGAGUCAAGGAGAUUCAACAACAAACAAAAAGGACGACAUCAUUUGCCGCCACAGAAGAGACAGGAGAUUAAGGAAGCUUUUGAAUUAUUUGACACUGAUGGAUCAGGUACUAUUGAUGCCAAGGAGCUCAAUGUUGCUAUGAGGGCCCUUGGAUUUGAGAUGACAGAAGAGCAAAUUGAGCAAAUGAUAGCAGAUGUGGAUAAGGAUGGGAGUGGAUCAAUCGACUACGAUGAGUUUGAGCACAUGAUGACGGCCAAAAUAGGAGAAAGGGACACUAAAGAGGAGCUCAUGAAAGCUUUCCAUAUUAUUGAUCAUGACAAAAAUGGUAAGAUAUCUGCAGCAGACAUCAAGCGCAUUGCAAAGGAGCUAGGUCAAAAUUUUACUGAUAGAGAGAUUCAAGAGAUGGUUGAUGAUGCAGACCAAAAUAACGAUCGAGAGGUUGAUCCAGAGGAGUUCCUCAUGAUGAUGAACAGAACAAGCUUCAGGCACUAGUCAUAUUAGUCAUAUUUACAUGCAGUGCAGUAGUAUCUUCGUUUGGCUUAAUUAUAUAUAAAUAUAAAUUUUAUGUGUGUACAUUCUAGGAAUGAUGAAUCAAAUGUUUGGUUUAAUAAGUUGUAAAUAAGUUGAUAUCAAAGAGUUUGGGUUUGAAUCUGA